Labeo rohita (rohu) is the source of this 2093-nucleotide messenger RNA. It is a transcript of the gene drd6b, whose product is annotated as dopamine receptor D6b. Gene Ontology annotation, cellular component: membrane. Lineage: Eukaryota; Metazoa; Chordata; Actinopteri; Cypriniformes; Cyprinidae. Bases 366 to 1661 code for a protein of 431 amino acids. Gene Ontology annotation, biological process: adenylate cyclase-activating adrenergic receptor signaling pathway. Gene Ontology annotation, molecular function: G protein-coupled receptor activity. The transcript has a single exon. The record is from RefSeq and is a predicted model, not a curated record.
AUUUAGCAAGGAAUGUAAUUCAUACAUUGGAAUCUAGCCUGCAAAAAGCUAUCUACCUUUUUUCCUCAACACGGAUGUAAGCCUAUGUGUGAGACUUUUUGUUUUGUUUAACUCAGUGAGCGCACUCACCCUUAACCGAUCUCUGCUCUCUCUCUGUGGCACUGCAAACCUAAUGUUUACAGCAGAGAGAGUCCUGCUCCAUUAUUCCCUCUUCCGCACUGCUAUUCAGCAGGAGCACGAUGGCACUUUGUAAAAAGGAGACACUGAGACCUUUGGGAAAAGAGCUUCAGUGGAAAACGGAGAAACUGGUGACGCAAGGAGCCACUUGAAUAUGAUCUAUCUGAUCUGGGUCCAGAGAAAGCCCCAUGGAGAGCGAUGGUGCUGAAAGGAAAAGCUCCGGUGUGGGGAUCCGCGCACUGACGGGCUGCGCUCUCUGCGCGCUCAUCCUCUCCACACUGCUGGGGAACACGCUCGUCUGCGCCGCAGUCAUCAAAUUUAGACACCUCCGAUCCAAAGUCACUAAUUUCUUCGUCAUAUCCCUGGCAGUUUCGGAUCUCUUUGUGGCUGUUCUGGUCAUGCCAUGGAAGGCGGUCUCUGAGGUGGCCGGGUGUUGGCUCUUCGGGAGAUUUUGUGACACUUGGAUAGCUUUUGAUAUCAUGUGCUCAACGGCGUCUAUUCUCAACCUGUGCAUUAUCAGUUUGGACAGAUACUGGGCCAUCUCAAGCCCUUUCCGUUACGAGCGUAAAAUGACCCAAAGGAUGGCUUUUAUAAUGAUCGGGAUGGCGUGGACACUGUCCGUCCUGAUCUCUUUCAUCCCGGUUAGACUGAAUUGGCACAGGGCUGGGGAUCAUCAUAACCUUACUAUCAGUCCGGAGGACUGCACUGCGACUUUAAACAGGACUUAUGCUAUUGCAUCUUCACUUAUAAGCUUUUACAUCCCUGUUAUAAUCAUGGUAGGAACGUAUACGCGGAUCUACCGGAUUGCGCAAACACAGAUCCGGAGGAUCUCCACUUUGGAGAGGGCGGCUGGACACAUGCACGACUGCGUGAGCGAACAGUCCCUGAAAUCCACGUUCAAAAAAGAAACCAAGGUGUUAAAAACGCUUUCCAUCAUCAUGGGGGUGUUUGUGUUUUGCUGGCUGCCUUUUUUCGUCCUCAACUGCAUCGUGCCGUUUUGUGACCUGGACACUCUUGGAGACUCUCUGUGCGUGAGCAGCACUACGUUCAACAUCUUCGUGUGGUUCGGAUGGGCCAACUCAUCGCUCAACCCGGUCAUCUACGCGUUUAACGCAGACUUCCGCAAAGCCUUCACCACUAUUCUAGGUUGCAACCGACUCUGCGCGUCUUCCGCGGUGGAGACCGUGAACUUCACCAACGAGUUGGUGUCCUACCAUCACGACACCACUCUGCUCCAUAAGGACGCGCAGGGCGUUUCCAACCCCCAGUGCCUGGUUCUGGUGCCCGAUCAUGAGGAGCAUGUGGACUUACCCUUCGACAAGGUCUCGGUUGUGUCCGAUUCGUCUCGUGUCCAGCGGAACGUGCUGCUGCCCGCCCUAGAGCAGCAGGAGGGAGAGAUGGAGAUUUCCCUGGACAUGAUGCCCUUCACCUCCACAACACUGAGCGACUGCUGUGGGAUUCCAGGUCAAAUUGAGGAGUGCUGACCUAAUUUCAUUUCAUACGAACCUAUUUAUAGCAUCGGAAUUCAUAUGCAUAGGAUAUGACCUAAUUUUAUUUUCGUAUACCAUUCAAACAUGUAACAAAUAUUUGAAGUAAAUACAAAUUUUCUAGCCAUUUGGAUUACAGUUUGAUCAUAAACAUUAAUAAACACAUUUGUCAGUGAUUAAACAGGUAGUGCACUCAAAAAAUGCAAAUUAUUUAAAUUAUUUUAUUGUAAUACCCAACAGCUUCAGAAUCAUAGCUUCAUAGAAUCGCCAUAAAUCUGUAAUUUAAAACAGAUUCAAUUAGUUUGAAGGAUGAAUGAGAAUGAAAAAACUACUGAUAUAAAUAACUGGUGUAUUUAAAACACAUUUAGUACAUUUUCUAAAUCUUUCCUGUUUUAUGACAGACUGACACAAAUUACAGGAUUAUUUUAC